Fomitopsis serialis is the source of this 1441-nucleotide messenger RNA. RefSeq lists its product as uncharacterized. The transcript has a single exon. Bases 423 to 1379 code for a protein of 318 amino acids. NCBI's taxonomy places the organism in Eukaryota, Fungi, Basidiomycota, Agaricomycetes, Polyporales, Fomitopsidaceae. The record is from RefSeq and is a predicted model, not a curated record.
CGGCGCCUAGUGCUACAUGUAGACCCGACCUAUCUCGAGAAGGCGUUGGAGGAAUUCUCAGAUAUGGACAGGCGCUAUCUGACUCAUCUCAGUGCACGAAUGCGCACGAACCUCCUCGCAGAUUUCGGCUUCCUCCUCGCGCGCGAUGACAUCCUCAAGCGCGUCGAGCACCUGGUCAUCCAGAGCCUCUGGACGCCUAACUUGGCGUCCGCGGCGGGCUUCAAUGCCCGACGCGAGGCGCAUAGUACAUUCUUCUCGCCGAUAUGGAAGCAGAUCGAGGCUACCUUGUCCGCCGUGACGAACCUGCGCGAGUUCAAUAUCGAGAAGAUCGUUAUCACGCAGAACAUGAUCCAUGCGAUAGCGUCGUUGCGCGGGCUACAGACACUCAGCAUACAUAACUGCCCUGUCUACCAGGUCGCGCCAUGGGAGAUGCCCCCACCCUCUCGACCGUAGUGAACCUGAUUUUAUUCCCGCAGAAUGUCCCAGGCGCAGAGAUGCUCGAGAUGAUCGGGCUGGUCCCCAACGUCCGCUCGCUCACUGUCACGGGCCUCCCAAGGUGGCCCUGCACGCUUCCGAUCGACGACUUCCGCAGACAGUGCAACCCUUUCCGCGUCGUGGAGCGGGUCAACUUCAGCCACAUCGACAAUGAGGAUGUCUUUUUGCUGUUCAACUGGAUCCGCGAGGCCGCCGUCACCGCAGAGCACGGCCUGCGGAUCACGCACCUCCGACUCGAGCUCAAGUACGGCCUGCAGAGGGAUGAAGUCUUCCAGCUUAUCGGCGCGCUGGAGGGCGCACCGCUCCGGACGCUCGCCCUCGAGGGCAUCUCGUACGUCGAGGCGGACCUUUUCACGCACCUCGCGGAGGCGUUCCCGAACCUCAGCGCGUUGACGCUUAUCCACCGGCAGAACACACCGCAGAGGGCGAGCAGGCCGAGUCGGUGGCCCGACGCGACGUGGGAAUACGCGGCGCGGCUCGCAGCGUUCCCUUGCCUGCGACACUUCAUGUGGAACUUCGACCUGCGGCCGCUGCAGUGCAGCACAACGUUCGACCUGCCGUACGCGGAGGCAGGCUAUCCUGCGACGACGGGGCAGGAGCUGUACAGGCACUUUGAGGAGAACUGCUUCGAGACCGCGUGGGACAUCCUGCCGCGGCUGUUCUGCGCGUACUGCCCGACGCUCGAGGCGCUCAUCUUCUCAAUGCUGGACGUAGUGUUGCUGGAGUUCACGAUGGCGCGGUCUAAGACGGGUAAGCUGGUCGUGCAGGUGAACGGGGAGCCCGGGCAUAGUGAUCUGUGUGUCAGUAACAACCCGAUCUGGCCAACGAACACGAGCUUUGAGAAUCCGUGGCAUGUUCGGGGACGUCCGCUGCAAAGACCAUGAACCUGAAGCAUCAGGAGACGACACGGACUAUGGAGGUUGUUUGACUUAUAUACUCAUGAUCA